AUCAACGACAUUAAUUAAUGUUAGUAACAGGACACUUAUUACCGGAACAUGGCACGUGUACGAAAGCGCCGAGCUGCCGUGGAGACGCGAGUCCAGGCUGAAGCCAGGCUGUGCGGUGCUACCCAUAUUUAAAUAUGUCAGGCUAGCGCAAUACUCAACUCACUACCAUGUUGUCUUUGAAAGCCGCCGCACUUGUAUUAGCUGCCAGUGCAACCGUUCAGGGACUCCAGCUCUUGAAACCGAGUCCUGGAGGCUGCCAUGGUUCCAAGGCUGUCCUCAAGGCUGGGGGGGCAGCAAAUAUUUCGUGGAUCGUAGAGUCAGGCGAUCCGGAGUCAAUUACUUUUCAGCUUCAGAAUGACUUGACACUCGAUUCGUGGCAGGUAGCCACCAACGUCGAGACCGCUCGCGGAUCCGUACAGUGGAAGGUGGAUGACGAUGUUACGCAAAGUGAUAUGUAUUACCUGCAAGCUACACAUACUGAUGACAUCCGAGAUGUCAUCACUACGAGCCCGCUGUUCCAAGUUCAUGGGGAACCACCUUCUGCAACUUGGACCGUGGAUGGCGCUGUUAACACCUCCGUACCCUCUAGUUCCAAGGGUGGAUGCAAAUUCUCGGCUUCUAAGAACCACCUUAUUGGAGGUGUCAGUGUCGUGCUGUUCUGUGGACUCGCAUUCUUCCAUAUUCGACGCUUCCGUCUUCGCCGUCGCCAGGCAAGGGAGCAAUAUGUCGCCUUGCCUGUUACUGUUGACUCGCCAGGAAAGCAAGGAUAUUGAUUGUGAUGUUGUGCGCAGGACUCUGACUGUAAAGUACAACUUGUCAUUUUUCGAACCUAUUGAAUACAUCUUACAUGUACAUCACAUGAA
This is a messenger RNA of Desarmillaria tabescens, 863 nucleotides long. RefSeq lists its product as uncharacterized. NCBI's taxonomy places the organism in Eukaryota, Fungi, Basidiomycota, Agaricomycetes, Agaricales, Physalacriaceae. The coding region runs from base 168 to 773 and encodes 201 amino acids. The record is from RefSeq and is a predicted model, not a curated record. The transcript has 5 exons.